GUAUUCCGUCGUGCAUUUUCAAAUAUUAACUGUUGCAAACAUGAACUAUACGAAUUGUAUGGGUGUUUACGGAUUUUAUAAUCUGGCUUCUGCGGAACAACCGAAUUCAGGACUCGCUUUAUAUGAUGUAUCAUAUGUAAAUUCGCUAAUAGCUGAGCUGGCGACAGAAAGGCGCACAGUACAAAGCUUGCAAACGCAACUGCAAGAGUUAAGCAUUUAUUAUUUGGAAGAGGAUAAAAAGUCGCGCGUAUAUAAGAUAAAAGCCAAUCGGGUAAAACUAUAUUUGGAUAAACAAAUCAUGCAACUAAGCCAAAAUUUGAAAACGCUACAAGCUCAAUAUGCUGUUGCUAUGAAGGAGCUGGAAGACGAGAAAACUAAAAAUGAUGAAAGCAAAAAGGAGAAAAGUGUUUUGCUGAUUUCACUGGAAACGCUGAUAGCGGACAAUAAUGCGUCUAAAAUAAUAAUCAGCGAAAAUGAAACUGAAAUAACUUUGUUUAAACAAAAGAUCGAUGAGCUGCAGCACAAAUUAAAUAGAAUCCAAUUAAUUUCGCCAUAUGUGAUUAUCGACAUGUUAAUGAAAGGCAACGAAGCACGCGAUGCGAUUAUAAGGAAGCUCAUGCGUAAGUCGCGCUCUUCGAGUUCGAGCAGCUCCGAUGUUUCUUCAGACGCUUCGAACUUAAGCCUGGAGACACUAGCACCAACACCCCCUCUGCGUCGUUACGGAUACAGAGCAGUGAAUGCGCUAUCCGAACUGGGCGCUGAGAAUAUCAUGGGUCCUUGGUUAUGUUUGGUGUGUGGUAGAAAUAACACUCCCAUUGAAUUUUCAACAUAUCCCAAAUACCGCAGUCACCUGGUCGAGGUGCACCAGGAACAGAUAGAUGAAGCUUUAUGUGAGCACUGUGGCUGGCGUUCAGAGGAUCUUCAGGAACUUUAUGUGCAUAUACUUAAAGAGCAUUAAGUUCAAGUUCUCUAGAAUCAUACUGCUCAUUGAAGCAUUAAGAUCUUUAUACUGAUCUCCAAAGAAUUACCUUACUUCCUUUUUUGUUUAAAUUGCUUUUUGUAAUUGGCACAAUAAUUG
Drosophila busckii is the source of this 1078-nucleotide messenger RNA. RefSeq names its product maker178. NCBI's taxonomy places the organism in Eukaryota, Metazoa, Arthropoda, Insecta, Diptera, Drosophilidae. Bases 41 to 958 code for a protein of 305 amino acids. The transcript has 3 exons. The record is from RefSeq and is a predicted model, not a curated record.